Molecule: messenger RNA, 2979 nt
Organism: Schistocerca cancellata (South American locust)
Lineage: Eukaryota; Metazoa; Arthropoda; Insecta; Orthoptera; Acrididae
Product: glutamic acid-rich protein-like
Exons: 5
Coding region: 1-2979 (992 amino acids)
Source: RefSeq, a predicted model, not a curated record
AUGGCAUACGAUAAGGAAUAUGGUUUGGAAGAUGUGGAAGAGGAGGAGGAGGAACACGUGGAAGAGGAGGAGGAGGAGGAAGACGUGGAAGAGGAGCAGGAGGAGGAAGACGUGGAAGAGGAGGAGGAGGAGGAGGAGGAGGAGGAAGACGUGGAAGAGGCGGAGGAGGACGAGGAAGAAGUGGAAGAGGCGGAAGAGGACGAGAAAGACUUGGAAGAGGCGGAAGACGACGAGAAAGACGUGGAAGAGGAGGAGGAGGACGAAGAAGACGUGGAGGAGGAAGACGUGGAAGAGGAGGAGGAAGACGAGGAAGAGGAGGAGGAGGACGAGGAAGAGGAGGAGGACGAGGACGAGGACGAGGAGGAGGACGAGGAAGACGUGGAAGAGGAGGAGGAGGACGAGGAUGACGUGGAGGAGGAGGACAAGGAAGACGUUGAGGAGGAGGACGAGAAAGACGUGGAGGAGGACGAGGAAGACGUGGAGGAGGACGAGGAAGACGUGGAGGAGGACGAGGAAGACGUGGAGGAGGACGAGGAAGACGUGGAGGAGGACGAGGAAGACGUGGAGGAGGACGAGGAAGACGUGGAGGAGGACGAGGAAGACGUGGAGGAGGACGAGGAAGACGUGGAGGAGGACGAGGAAGACGUGGAGGAGGACGAGGAAGACGUGGAGGAGGACGAGGAAGACGUGGAGGAGGACGAGGAAGACGUGGAGGAGGACGAGGAAGACGUGGAGGAGGACGAGGAAGACGUGGAGGAGGACGAGGAAGACGUGGAGGAGGACGAGGAAGACGUGGAGGAGGACGAGGAAGACGUGGAGGAGGAGGACGAGGAAGACGUGGAGGAGGAGGACGAGGAAGACGUGGAGGAGGACGAGGAAGACGUGGAGGAGGAGGACGAGGAAGACGUGGAGGAGGAGGACGACGAAGACGUGGAGGAGGAGGACGACGAAGACGUGGAGGAGGAGGACGACGAAGACGUGGAGGAGGAGGACGACGAAGACGUGGAGGAGGAGGACGAGGAAGACGUGGAGGAGGAGGACGAGGAAGACGUGGAGGAGGAGGACGAGGAAGACGUGGAGGAGGAGGACGAGGAAGACGUGGAGGAGGAGGACGAGGAAGACGUGGAGGAGGAGGACGAGGAAGACGUGGAGGAGGAGGACGAGGAAGACGUGGAGGAGGAGGACAAGGAAGACGUGGAGGAGGAGGACAAGGAAGACGUGGAGGAGGAGGAUGAGGAAGACGUGGAGGAGGAGGACGAGGAAGACGUGGAGGAGGACGAGGAAGACGUGGAGGAGGAGGACGAGGAAGACGUGGAGGAGAAGGAGGGGGAGGAAGAAGACGAGGAGGAGGAGGAAGAUGUGGAAGAGGAGGAGGAGGACGAAGAAGAUGUGGAAGAGGAGGAGGAAGACGUGGAAGAGGAGGAGGAGGACGAGGAAGAGGAGGAGGACGAGGACGAGGACGAGGAGGAGGACGAGGAAGACGUGGAAGAGGAGGAGGAGGACGAGGAUGACGUGGAGGAGGACGAGGAAGACGUGGAGGAGGACGAGGAAGACGUGGAGGAGGACGAGGAAGACGUGGAGGAGGACGAGGAAGACGUGGAGGAGGACGAGGAAGACGUGGAGGGAGGACGAGGAAGACGUGGAGGAGGACGAGGAAGACGUGGAGGAGGACGAGGAAGACGUGGAGGAGGACGAGGAAGACGUGGAGGAGGACGAGGAAGACGUGGAGGAGGACGAGGAAGACGUGGAGGAGGACGAGGAAGACGUGGAGGAGGACGAGAAGACGUGGAGGAGAACGAGGAAGACGUGGAGGAGAACGAGGAAGACGUGGAGGAGGACGAGGAAGACUUGGAGGAGGACGAGGAAGACGACGAGGAAGACGUGGAGGAGGACGAGGAAGACGUGGAGGAGGACGAGGAAGACGUGGAGGAGGACGAGGAAGACGUGGAGGAGGAGGACGAGGAAGACGUGGAGGAGGAGGACGAGGAAGACGUGGAGGAGGAGGACGACGAAGACGUGGAGGAGGAGGACGACGAAGACGUGGAGGAGGAGGACGACGAAGACGUGGAGGAGGAGGACGACGAAGACGUGGAGAAGGAGGACGAGGAAGACGUGGAGGAGGAGGAUGAGGAAGACGUGGAGGAGGAGGACGAGGAAGACGUGGAGGAGGAGGACGAGGAAGACGUGGAGGAGGAGGACGAGGAAGACGUGGAGGAGGAGGACGAGGAAGACGUGGAGGAGGAGGACGAGGAAGACGUGGAGGAGGAGGACGAGGAAGACGUGGAGGAGGAGGACGAGGAAGACGUGGAGGAGGAGGACGAGGAAGACGUGGAGGAGGAGGACGAGGAAGACAUGGAGGAGGAGGAUGAGGAAGACGUGGAGGAGGAGGACAAGGAAGACAUGGAGGAGGAGGACAAGGAAGACGUGGAGGAGGAGGAUGAGGAAGACGUGGAGGAGGAGGAUGAGGAAGACGUGGAGGAGGAGGACGAGGAAGACGUGGAGGAGGACGAGGAAGACGUGGAGGAGGAGGACGAGGAAGACGUGGAGGAGAAGGAGGGGGAGGAAGAAGACGUGGAAGAGGAGGAGGGGGAGGAGGAGGAAGAAGACGUGGAAGAGGAGGAGGAGGAGGAGGAGGAGGAGGAGGAAGAUGUGGAAGAGGAGGAGGAGGAGGAGGAGGAGGAGGAGGAGGAAGAAGGUCACGUGGAAGAGGAGGAGGAGGAGGAGGAGGAAGACGAGGAGGAGGAGGAAGAAGACGUGGAAGAGGAGGAGGAGGAGGAAGAAGAUGUGGAAGAGGAGGAGGAGAAGGAAGAAGACGUGGAAGAGGAGGAGGAGGAGGAAGAAGAUGUGGAAGAGAAGGAGGAGGAGGAAGAAGACAUGGAAGAGGAGGAGGAGGAGGAAGAAGACGUGGAAGAGGAGGAGGAGGAGGAGGAGGAAGAAGAUGUGGAAGAGGAGGAAGAUGUGGAAGAGGAGGAGGAAUAA